UGGAUCCAAAGUAUCUAGGAGCCAUUCUGUAAUCUAUUUAAUAUCUUGCCAUUGGCAAAUAUUUUAAGCUUCUUUAACUGCUGCUAAAGAGUUCAUAACUUGUCUAAGAGAUGUAAAGUUGGUUGAAUCAUUGGAGGAUACCUCAAUAAAUCCUGUUGAGAAAGUGGAAGUGGUGCCAAAAAACUACCAUGGAUUGGAAGAUGAAUGUGUUCAUCUGGGACAUGGAUGAGACACUAAUACUGCUAAAGUCACUGUUGAAUAGUACAUAUGCAGAGGCUUUUAAUGGUUCAAAGGACAUAGAAAAGGGUAUAGCAAUUGGGAAAAUGUGGGAGGAACACAUUCUGCGGGUCUGUGAUGAUUAUUUCUUUUAUGAAGAAAUUGAAGAUUACAAUAAGCCAUUUCUUGAUGCGUUAAGUGAAUAUGAUGAUGGGCGGGAUCUAUCUGAUUAUGAUUUUGCCAAGGACGAAUUUAGUCCUCCUAAUGAUGAUCCUAACAGAAGGAAACUAGCAUACCGGCAUCGUUUCAUAGCUGAUAAGUACACACAGGGUUUGCAUAACGUUCUUGAUCAAGAGGUGAUACAGCGCUGGGACAAUCUGUAUGAUAUGACUGACAGUUACACAGAUAGAUGGCUCUCCUCAGCACGGACCUUCUUGGAACAGUGUUCAGGAGAAAACAAAAGCUUGGCUCCUCAUGUUGCCUCAUCUAACAUCUCUACUGGUACAGGAUACAAGAACAUUAAUGUUUUAGUCACUUCUGGAUCACUUAUACCCAGCCUUGUCAAGUGUUUGCUGUUUCGGCUGGAUGAUUUAAUUACACAUACAAAUGUCUACAGUUCAUGGGAAGUUGGAAAGCUCCAAUGCUUUUCAUGGAUCAAGGAGCGUUUCAGUGGACCAAAUGUCAGGUUCUGUGUGAUUGGUGAUGGAUGGGAAGAAUGUGAAGCUGCACAGACAAUGGCAUGGCCAUUUGUUAAAAUUGAUCCACAACCUGUGGGUUUUCACAGGUUUCCAGGCCUUACAAUGAAAACAAUCGGCCACUAUCUUGAUGUUGUGUAUGGUGUUCCAAAAAAUGAUCAUGAAGAGUAAGUUGCAACACCAACUCCAAGCUCUCAUCUUUCAGUGUUUUAUGUCUGAUUAUGUGUAAAGAUACAUUUUUAUGUUGGCAUUCCAUUAGAAGUGCAUAGAACUAUCUCGAUCUACGGGUUGAUGGCCUACCAAUACUUAUUGUUAACUGAUGCAUAUGCUCUUCGUUGGCCCUAGUUCAAGAGCCGUCUCCUAACAGUUUGAUUGGUUUGAAGCAAAA
This is a messenger RNA of Telopea speciosissima, 1299 nucleotides long. Its product is annotated as eyes absent homolog. Gene Ontology annotation, cellular component: nucleus. Gene Ontology annotation, molecular function: protein tyrosine phosphatase activity. The transcript has 6 exons. The record is from RefSeq and is a predicted model, not a curated record. Lineage: Eukaryota; Viridiplantae; Streptophyta; Magnoliopsida; Proteales; Proteaceae. Bases 189 to 1082 code for a protein of 297 amino acids. Gene Ontology annotation, biological process: multicellular organism development; cell differentiation; positive regulation of DNA repair.